AGUUGUCAGACCGAUUUGUUGUGCGUUUUGUCCGUUGAUUGGCACCGAUUUCCAACGCGCCAGCUGCAGACAUGCCCGGGAUAGAGAAGCUGCCGAUAGAGGAGACGCUGGAGGACAGUCCGCAGACCCGCUCUCUGCUGGGAGUGUUUGAGGAGGACACUGCAGCGAUCUCCAACUACUGUACACAGCUCUAUCAGGCCAUGCAUAGGAUUUAUGAUGCACAGAAUGAGCUCAGUGCUGCAACACACCUGACCUCCAGGCUGCUGAAAGAGUACGACAAACAGCGUUUUCCUCUAGGGGGCGAUGAUGAGGUGAUGAGCUCCACUCUGCAGCAGUUUGCAAAAGUCAUUGAUGAGUUGAGUUCCUGCCAUGCUGUCUUGUCCACCCAACUUGCAGACGCCAUGAUGUUUCCCAUCACUCAGUUUAAAGAAAGAGAGCUGAAGGAGAUCCUCACUCUGAAAGAAGUCUUCCAGAUAGCCAGUGAUGAUCAUGACACAGCCAUUAAUCGAUACAGCCGCCUGUCCAAGAAGAGGGACAACGACAAGCUGCGGGCCGAGGCAGUGGAGGACGUCUACACCUCUCGCAAGAAACAGCACCAGACCAUGAUGCACUACUUCUGCUCACUUAACACGCUACAGUACAAGAAGAAAACAGCUCUGCUGGAGCCACUGCUGGGCUACAUGCAGGCCCAGAUCAGUUUCUUUAAGCUGGGGUCAGAAAAUCUUACCCAGCAGUGGGAGGACUUCCUGGGAACCAUAGGAACCAGCGUCCAGAAUGUCCGUCGGGAGAUGGAGGAGGAGGUGGGGCAGAUGCAGCAGACCAUCCAGCAGAUGGAGAUAUCAUGUGACUCGCUGUAUGCACCGUGUGACCCUGACCCCGCCCACUCACCUGUCUGUCGCAACCUGACCAGGAAACAGGGCUACCUGUACAUCCGCAAUAAGACGGGUCUGGUGUCGACCUCCUGGGAGCGUCAGUACUUCUUCACGCAGGGCGGUAACCUGAUGCAGCAGGGCCGCGGCGAGGUGGCCGGCGGGCUGGUCACAGACCUCGACAACUGCUCCGUCAUGGCGGUCGACAGUGACGACCGCCGCUUCUGCUUCCAGGUCACAUCCUUCGACGGCAAGAAAGUGGUGACGCUGCAGGCGGAGAGCAGGAAGGACUGUGAGGAGUGGAUCUCCACCAUAAACAACAUCUCCAAGAGGAUCUACCUGAGCGAGAACGCAGAGGAGCUGGCGGCCAGAGUGAACCAAUCAGCUAUCGAAGCUGUGACGCCAUCACCAUCCUUCCAGCAGAGACACGAGAGCAUGAGACCUGGCAGUAAAGGGCGUGCGGGCCGAGCGAGCAGUAUUAGCUCCGUGGGGUCCGAGCCAUCGCCUGCGCUUUCUGUGCUCUCAUUGGACGCGCUGGUUGCCCCGGAAACACCAAUCCAGUUUGACAUCAUUUCCCCAGUCAGCGAGGAAAACUCAGGACAGAGCAAGACAGCAGCACAGUCCGGCAGAAGGAGUAAUCCAUUUGGAGAGACGGGAGACACCACUACAGAAGACAGUGAAGACUCGAUCCUCCACCAGCUCUUCAUCGUUCGCUUCCUGGGCUCCAUGGAGGUGAGGAGUGCCGAGUCAGCAGAUGUCAUCUCUGAGACCAUGAGACAGAUCCUGGCCGCCAGAGCCAUCCACAACAUCUUCAGGAUGACCGAGUCACACCUGCUGGUCACCUGCGACUGCCUCAAGCUUAUUGAUCCUCAGACACAGGUCACACGACUCAGGUUCCCUCUGUCCAGUGUGGUUCAGUGUUCGUCCCAUCAGGACAACAAGAGGCUGUUUGGCUUCGUUUUGCAGUCAGCAAGUGGGCGGGGUGACAGCCGAGCCGUCUGCUACAUUUUCGAGUCCAACAACGACGGAGAGAAGAUCUGUGACAGUAUCGGUCUGGCGAAGCAGAUAGCCUUCCACUCUGAGAUGGACCGUAAGGCGGUGGAGAAGAGGAAGGAGCAGGACAAGGCCAAAGAGAAGCAGCAGGAGGAACUCAGCAAACAGAGACAGAUAGAGAAGGAUCUGGAGGAGCAGAGCCGUUUGAUCGCCGCCUCUAGUCGCCCUGCCAACCCGCCUGCCCCUGACGGACAGUUCCUAGUGCUAAGCAACAGCCAAUCAGAGGACAGCGACGCUGGGGAGGAAGGGAAGAAGAGGGGCGAGUCUGAAGCCUAAUGACACGCACAGGAUGCAUGUUUUACCUCCCAGGCUGGUCCUAGCUGGUACUGUUGAAGCAGCAGCUCAGGAAUCAGAGGAGGGGAACACCACCUGCCCACCCGGGCUGCCUGGGACUGAAAAACAUGCGCUCCCUCUCUGCUGGACUCUGUUUGAAGUUUUAUGGUGGAGCCUGUCACUCUGAAAACGGAGGAUAAACUAAAUGCAACCACACUACAAGAGGAGGAGGAGGAGGGGGAGUGGCGAGGAAACAUCUCGCCACGGACUCGUGUUUUAUUCUGUGUGUAAAAACGCUGCUUUUUAUACCGGCUCCGCUUUCCAGAAAAGGACAAAAAAUAUAGAUUAACCUGUAAGUUUCUGUUUUAUAUGUUUAUUUUAUAAAGAAAAAAAAAAAAAAGAGCUAAGAAUAACGACAGAGGAUAUAAAGCAGAACACAAGAGGAAUAAUGAACCAGGAUCUGAAGGAGACGCCUGAGGGAACACAGAAUGCAGAUUUGGACGGUGUCAGUGUCUCUUGCUCAGGAGCACUCUGGCACUGAGGAGAUCCCAAAGGGCAACAGAGAAACCUCAGCUGUUUCCUCUGUCAGUGUUGUUGGUAAAACACGAGACAGACGAUGCUCUAAAACAAGAGAAGAAGAAGAAGAAGGAGACAGAGCGAGCAGGGAGUCUUAUUUUGAAGAGUACUUCCUGUUGUGAUGUGUUCAUCGGCUGACCUUUUUUCUUUCUUUUUUUUUGAAUGACCUCAUCUUCCUUCCAGACGGUCACUAGUUUUCGUUCAUUUCACCACAGGAUGAAGAAUAACGCCCAGUCUUGAGUCGGUAUUUUUUUGGUUUGUAGUUUUCAGAUGUUUUAAUUGACAAACAAUUAAUCUAAAACAUAAUCCGCAGAUUUAUUAAUAAUGAUAAUAAUAAUAACAAUAAUAGCGACAUUAUGACCACUUUAUUCAGGUCAACAAGACAGAGCCAGUGCAUCAAAAUUAAAACAGGUCGCAGGACUCUUCUCCACUACACCGAGCUUUAUUCCAGUUUCUUUAAAUAGAGUACAUUGAUCAGUCAUGUGAUCGAUAUUUCAAUAAACGAGUGGUGAAAGGUGCAGACAAACAUUUCUUGUGGGUUACACAACUCAAGCAAGUCUUGGUCUCUGUGAGCUGAUUUUCAGAGUUUACUCAAGACGAACUGAAAGCAGCGGCAGCGUGGACGGUGAAGAGGAACGGAUCCAGAAAUCUAAACCGUCAUCGAGUCAACGUAGAUUUGGUCAAAAGACUCUCGAGACGUCUAAAUUCAAAUUACGCUUCGCUGGGUUGGAUGUGACAUUUGGUUGCUGCUUCAAACUAAAUGCCAAAACGUAUUGUUCGUCGUUGUCAUCCAGAUAGACUCAGAUAUUCCUUUUUCAGUGCCUUGAUAAACAGUUAAAAAUCACUGGUACAAAAUGACCUGCCACCUCUGGUUAAAGGUUCGUUAAAUUUAGGCACAAGAACUUAAUUAAGGUCAGGAAUCGUCGUCGUGGGUAAAAAUAAAACCACUUCAGCUUUUGCUCCUGAGAGACUUGAGUCAUAAUUGAAAUGCACGUGAGGUAAACAUUGGUCAUAUUCUGAUGUUUUUCUGUUAAGGGCAUCUUCACAUUACAUUCAGUGUAACUGUAGUUUUACAUACUACUACACUCAAUUUUAAAUUCUAGUGGAGAUCCCAAAGCUUUCAAAAAUACCAAAUACUUCACGCUGUAAUGUAGGAAAAUGAUGCAUAAGACAUUUAAAAUAACAAGUAGGAGCUGCAACGAGCCAACAGUGGGGUCAGACGGUCUGAGAAGGUGGUCUCAGACUUUUUAAUCCCACUGAAUAUCUUACAGUUACAAGUUACCACUGAAUUGUAACUUAGUUGUCUAAAACAAAACUAACUUUUCAACCAAAUGUAGCCCAGAUGUCAGCAGGCGUUAGACUUAGUGACUGUGUGUGAUGUGGAAACACAGAAACAUACGUAGCAUUGAAGACUGGAACAGAAAGAUCACUCACAGCUGGACUCACUGUGUUAACAACAUGUCAGGUUUUUUGAGUUUGAGAUGUGACUUACCUGUCAUCAUAGUCGCUGUGAAUGAAACAUUUGGUUUCCCCUCGAGGUCAAAGGUCAACUCUGAUUCAGCAACAGUGAAAAUAUUCUAUGCCCAACAACUGAACAGCUUCAGUGCCAAUAUGAACUUUGUUCUUUUUCUGAAUCAUCAGCCGUCGUCAGUCCAGCAUCCUCUGCUUUUCAUGCACUUUGUACGCAGUGUGUUAUUAGCAUGUUGUCAUGACUGGAGCCAAAAGAAAGUCGUAUUUUGAAUUGAUGUAAUUUGAAGAGUUUCUCUGCAACUGCUGCCUCUUACAAAAUGAAUAAUUGCAUGAAAGUAACGCUCCUUAAUGAGAAAUAUUUACCGUUCACCAGUUAGAUUUUAGGCCACAAAGGUGAGCCAACGAUGCUUCGCUCUUGUCUUCGUCCGUUUGCCUAUUGAGAAACGUUGGUCUGACAUUGGGAAAAGUUGGAGAUCUGUCAACUAAAGCACAAACCUGAUCAAUCGGUCUCCUCACUUUUGCUGCUUCUGACGACAGUUUGAUAAAAGGAAGCUCAGAGUUUCUCUGUUUGGGGAAAAAAAAAAAAGAAAGUGGAAAGAAGUAAAGAUUUUGGUGUCAACUUUUGGUUUUCUCUGGUGAGCUGAUACAUUUUAUUCAUUCAGUAAACUGUGAAGAAAUGUCACAUUUUUGGCAUCUAGAUCUAUAAAAACGUAAGAACCAUGCCGACAUGCAGUCCUCCAUCUGCUCUGCCAAAUAACCAGCUGAGCCUGUGUGUCUCUCCUGACAUCACAGUGUUGAUCUGUGCUUUAACACAUGUUAAUCUGAAACAAUGCUAGGGGCCUUUUAUGCUUCUCACAGGUUUGAUUCAUUAAUCAGCGUUUAUUAUCCAGAGUGAUUGAUUAUCUGUAGGAAAAUGAAGUGAAUAAGCUUCAGUUUCAGGAUCAUAGACAUUGCAUGCACAACAGACAAAACCUCUUCAGUCGCCUGUGGGGAAGUUAACGGGGUGAAGACGUCUCUAAAUCAACUGUUACUAAUAAAAAUUUAUUUUUUGGUUGUUUUUUUUUUUUUUUUUUUUUUUGGGGAGGAUGUUUUCUUGCUGUAACCAGGUGAAGGACUCGAGUCGAUGGAGCUGCACUUUAACGACAGGAUCGACGACGUUGAACUGUAAAUACGUUUCAGUGAUUGAUGUUCCAGUGUCAUGAUUAAUAAAAAAGGCUUUUCAGUGAUAAAUAAAGCACUAACUCCACCCGCCUGAGUCAGUCUGCUGAUGUUUCCGGAUCAAACGAACCUCCUUGAGCUACAAGAGCUGCAGGGAGUUUUACAGGUGUAAAUCAAGAACAGAACUAAGUUGAUUUUUGUGUUUAUUUUCA
Molecule: messenger RNA, 5611 nt
Organism: Seriola dumerili (greater amberjack)
Lineage: Eukaryota; Metazoa; Chordata; Actinopteri; Carangiformes; Carangidae
Gene: appl1
Product: adaptor protein, phosphotyrosine interacting with PH domain and leucine zipper 1
Exons: 22
Coding region: 72-2198 (708 amino acids)
Biological process (GO): signaling
Cellular component (GO): cytoplasm; endosome membrane
Molecular function (GO): protein binding
Source: RefSeq, a predicted model, not a curated record